Molecule: messenger RNA, 1326 nt
Organism: Babesia ovata
Lineage: Eukaryota; Apicomplexa; Aconoidasida; Piroplasmida; Babesiidae
Product: RNA recognition motif-containing protein
Exons: 8
Coding region: 1-1326 (441 amino acids)
Biological process (GO): mRNA splicing, via spliceosome
Cellular component (GO): U2-type spliceosomal complex; U2 snRNP
Molecular function (GO): RNA binding
Source: RefSeq, a predicted model, not a curated record
AUGUCAUCGGAGGGGGGUACCAGCGGUGGCCCCGAGACUAAGUGGUACGUGCAAUGCGCUGAUGCGGAGAUUCGUGGUCCCUGUGACCAUGGCGGCCUUAAAUCGCUGCUUGACAUGUCGAUCAUCAGCGGCGCAAGCAACGUUUGGUGCGAUGGCAUGGAUGCGUGGAGUGCCCUAUCUUCGGUCGACGAGUUGAAAGAUUUGUUGGAUGGUGAGGCCAAGGCCUCGUCGGUGCCAACGGAGGGAGAUUCAUCACAUUCGAAAACUGAUGUUCCGAAUGCUGAUGCAUCAACCGAAUCUGCUGAUACUUCGGCCGCCAUUGUUCCUGAGGCGGCAUCGGCCGACGAUGCCACGACCGCGGUGUCAGCGGAGGAAGAAGCACGUAUUCGAAAGCGCGAGAAGAAGCGGCAAUACAUGCAACGCAAACGAAUGAAGAUCGAGUCAGGAAAAUGGGUGGAGUCUGCCGUAAGUAUAGCUGUUCAUAAGAAAGAACGCCAUCAGCGAAAUUUGAGCGUAUAUGUAUCUAACCUUCCCGAUGACACCACGGCGGCGGAGGUGGCUCAAGUCUUCAAACGUGCCGGUGUGAUAAAGAUCGACCCUCUGACCACGCUGCCAAAAAUAAAGCUGUACACUGAUGACUCGGGGAAGUUCAAAAACGACGCUCGCGUUACCUUCGUCAACAAAGAGUCAGUGGAUUUUGCAAUCCGUUACCUGGACAACUACCACUUUCGCGAGGACUGCGUUAUUCAUGUAGAAGCGGCUCGCUACGAUCCGCAGAAAUACAGUGAAAAGUCUGCUUCCCCUCUCAGCGCUGAGGAGAUGCGCAAGCGGUACCUCGCAGCCAAGUACGAACAGGACAGGUUGCAAAGUUGGACGGAGGAUAUCGACGACGGAAGCGGCCGUAGGAUAGUGAUCUGCAAACCCAUGUUCUCUCAAGAAGAUGCAUGGGAACAUGAGGCUGGGAGCAAGUUUUAUGACGACCUGCGUGAGGAGGUUGUCGCGGAGAUAACUAAAUUCGUCCCCGUCGAAAAGGUCACGCCAAUUGCGAGGCAUCCACAGGGCGUGGUCUGCGUGAAACUGAAGACCUCUGCGGAUGCUGAGAUCUUUAUUUCGAAAUUUCAAGAUCGUGUUUUUGACGGGCAGCGGCUACAGGUGUACUUCUUCGACGGCAAGACCGACCUCCAGGCCCAAGCCCUCCCAAGCAAAACGGCUGCUGAGAGCUUCUUGGCCGCCGUGAAAUCCGCUCCUCCGAGCUAUGAUGCCGUUGCCUGUGAUUGGAUCGAUGAUCAGAGCAGCGAUGAGGAGUUUGAGGUAAAAACCGAAUAA